GCUCAGUUGAGCAGUAUUAACACAGCGUAGCAAUUUCAUCUUCCCAAACGUGAUCUCCUUUAACAACUGUGAGAACUCAAAUGCCUGUUGCCAGGUUACCGUCCAGCACUGUGAAAAGCGGGAUUGUGUACGCGAGCAGCAUGGAGAAGCGCCGCUGACUUGCGCCCAUCUUUAAAUAAUGAAUCACCGAAGCAUUCAGAAUAGAGGGAACACAAUGAAUAGGCGAGUGUGAUCGGGAUCGAAUCCGCAGCGUCGGAGCCGGGGGAAGCCAUGCAGCUCCAGUCUGCAGCACAAUGCAAGGUGUCCGGCUUCAUACUGAAUGAAAGAUGCGCCCUGUCUUCGAAAAUGGAAGUCCACCGUGAGCAGAGUAUCUGUCAGGCGCGGGCUGCUGUCAUGGUAUAUGACGACGCCAAUAAGAAGUGGGUUCCGGCUGGUGGAUCCACAGGCUUUAGUCGAGUCCACAUCUAUCACCACACUGGCAACAACGCCUUCAGAGUAGUGGGCCGUAAAAUUCAGGACCACCAGGUGGUAAUAAACUGUGCCAUUCCCAAGGGGCUGAAAUACAACCAGGCCACGCAAACGUUUCACCAGUGGCGAGAUGCACGGCAGGUGUACGGCCUUAACUUUGGCAGCAAAGAAGAUGCCAACGUAUUUGCCAGUGCCAUGAUGCAUGCCCUGGAGGUGCUGAACUCUCAGGAUGCAGGCCCCCCGUUGCCAAGACAGACCCCUCAGGUGCAGAAUGGCCCUUCACCAGAGGAGCUGGAGGUACAGAGAAGGCAGCUGCAGGAGCUCCAGCGUCAGAAGGAGCAAGAGCGGGAACGACUGGAGCGAGAGCGGCUAGAGCGGGAAAGGCUGGAGCGAGAGAUGCUGGAACGGGAGCGCACGGAAAGGGAACGUCAGGAACGGGAGCGUCAGGAGCGAGAGCGGCUGGAGAGGGAACGUGCCGAGCAGGAACGUCUGGACCGCCUGGAGCGUGAGCGCCAGGAGCAGGAGCAGCUGGAGCGAGAACGCCAGGAACGGGAGCGCGCCGAGCGGGAGCUGAUGGAGAGAGAGCGUGUGGAGAGAGAGAAGCAAGAGAGGGAGCACCAAGAGCAGCUGGACAGAGAGCAGAUGGACUGGGAGAGAGGGAGACGCAUCUCCAAUGCAGCAUUUGAAAGCACCCUCUACACUCCUCCACCUCCCGAAUACAAGACCACUUCCUCCUCACCCGUCUCUCCUUCCACACCCAGCUACCCUCCACCGACGCCAUCACCCUCCACAGCCACUCCUCCGACCCCGCCCCUGCGUCACUCGGCCUCUCGAUUCGCCACGUCGCUGGGCUCCGCCUUCCACCCGGUCCUGCCUCAUUACGCCACUGUCCCUCGCAGACAACCUGCCCCGGCCACACCGCCGCCCCCUGCCCCAGCUCCUCCUCCAUCAGCUCCGGCCUCCAAAUCUGUCAUCUGGACAGCUAACAACUUUACUCCCUUACCGCCUUCCCCUCCGGUCAUGAUCAGCAGCCCCCCUGGGAAGGCAACGGGCCCUCGCCCGAUGAUCGCAAUCCCAGCCCCCAGUCCGCUCUCCCAGAAACCCCCUUCGCCCAUCUCGGCGCCCAAUGGGCCGCCCACCUCGCUUCACUUCCACACCUCAUCCCCCGUCUCUGGCCAGCCAUUCUCUUCGCCCCCGACGCCACCCCCACCACCGCCCCUGUACUCUCCCUCACCCACCUUGCCCAUCGCUCCCCUUGUGUCUUGUCCCUCACCCCAGCCUGCUGUUCUCCCUUCUCCUUCCACAGCCUUCCCCGCCUCUGCUGAGCACUCUGUAAACUCUGGGUUGGGAGACUCCUGCUCCUGUGCUCCAGAGCCGCCCACUCAGCCUGCUGACUUCCCCAGCCAGCCGGAUUCAGUACAGGGGAUGCCAACCCCUCCACCCCCACCACCCCUCCCUCCCGGCUCUACUGUGACUCCCACCACUGCUGGACCUCCGCCACCCCCUGGUCCCCCUCCUCCCCCACCACCUCUGCCCCCCACACUUACCCCAACAGGGCCUCCCCCUCCCCCUGGGCCACCACCUCCACCCUCAGGUCAGGCUCCGCCACCAGCACCACCUCCACCCCCUGCCCCACCUUUGCCCUCGGGUCUGUUCACCCCCUCGCCCACCACGGAGGAGAACAAGGGCCUCUCUGGGCUUGCAGCCGCCCUUGCUGGAGCCAAGCUAAAGAAAGUGCCAAGGAGUGAUGAGCCCCUAGCUCCAGCUGCAGGAACCGCGGUGAGUUCUGGUGGUGCCAAGCCUGAGGCAUCCCGUGGGAAUGGUCCUUUACCUGGAGGAGGAGGUCUAAUGGAGGAGAUGAGCGCCCUGCUGGCCAGGAGGAGAAGAAUUGCUGAGAAGGGAUCAUCACCAGAGCCCGAGCAGAAAGCUGAUGACAUUGAGGCUACCAUAACUCCAAAAGUGUCAGCCUGUAGCACACCAGAUAUGCCCAGAAAGCCUUGGGAGAGGACAAACACCAUGAAUGGUAGCAAAUCACCAGUCAUUGGAAGACCAAGGUCUACACCAACUCCUACCGGAUCCAUAAGUGCCAAUGGGGUGCCAACAGAAGCUCUUGACUACGACAGAUUGAAACAGGACAUUCUAGAAGAGAUGAGGAAGGAACUAUCAAAGCUGAAAGAAGAACUUAUUGAUGCAAUCAGGGAGGAGUUGGGCAAGUCAAACUCUGCAUAGGAGGAUGAGAUGCACCUGUAUUUUUUAAUCACAAUCUGUCACUUCAGAGGUCAGCUUCAGUUAUCUCAAAAGCAAUGAAAAUGGAAAAUUACAGUUUUAACCAGUGGUGAUCACAAUAACCAUGUUGAUUCGGUGGAUCUGUCAAGUAUGAUGCCGGGAAAGACAAACUUUGAGCGUGGGGGCACAGGAGGCGUAUCAGCGAGAGGAUAACCAGACGCCUCAAAGCAACGCCAUACACCAAAAGCCCCAUCUUGAGGGGAGUCAGGAAACAGUCUUAAGGAAGUGACUGUCAGUAUGCAAUGGAUGACUUUUACUAUGGAAAGAAAAUAAACAAACUAUUACUGAAUUACAUACUGUAUUAACCAUUGAAGAGUGAAAUUGUAAAUCAAGCAGAUGACAUUCAUUCUACGGCACAUUGUUUAGCAAAGGGCAGGCUUUGUUUAUGAAUUUAAAAGAUGGUAAUGGUGGUGGUGAAGUAAUGUUAACUCAGUUGGCCUUGUAUAGAGCAAAACCUUGAAUCUGGCCAACCAAACGAGUAUGGUCUAUUGCUGCAGGACUCUAAAGCUUGUCUUCCUACUAUUUUAACCAGAAUAUGUACAUUAAAGUGAUGACAAAAUAAACAUUAUACCUGCAAGUCAUUCAGUCAACCUGUUCUAAUGUACGCCAUGACCACAUCAGGUAGCUUACUCGCUCUUUUGGUCGGUUUUUCAUUAUUAUUCAGACUUCUCUUUUCAAAAGUGAAUGCUCCACAGGCUGUCUCUAAUGAUCCACUGUUACCUGUAUACCUUCUUCGUCUUGUGUGUUCGCUAAAUGUUCGGGAAGAUCACGAAGGACAAUGCCUUUCUACUGUACAUCAUUGUAGCUCUCUACCAAAAUCCUCUCAGCCAAUCGAAGUUAAGGUUGACGUCAACGUCAGCUCAGACCGUAUCUGUAGAUAGUGCUAACCAGAAAUACUAUGAACUUUUUAUUCACCGUAGGCUCUUUUCGUAUUUCUUUCGAUUUCAGUGCAUGUCUUCUUAUGAACGGUAAGGGAAAAAAUGGUUGCCACGAAAAAUAAUUUUGUUUUCAGUUCAUAAGCAAUAAGUGUAGCAUUGUUACGCAUUUUUCUGUCCCUUUGUUCGUUUUUUAUUUUGAUCAUCCACUCUGCCCUCAAAUUGUGGAUGAAUGUUCUCCAUAAGCAUUCUCAAAGUGCAGUUCACAACAGACACCUCUUUAUAGCCAUAAUAAAUUUGCAGGGGUAUGACAUUUUACUCAUUUUCCUUUUUAUUUUGGGAUUCAAGGAUGUGAAAGAUCAUGUAUGGCAAAUUAUUCAUUUUGCAUGGGGUGUUAUUAACCAGCUAAACAAGUCUGGAGUGUCUAAUGAGGGCCAAGCAACACAUCUUUUUGAAUGGGAUUUUUUCUUCGUCCAAUCGUUUAUUGUUUAACCUCUUUCUGCACACCGGAAGGCACUCGACUCGACUUUUUCUUUCAGAGGGGCUUUAUCUUCCAACACACUUUUGUUAGGGAACUUUUAUUGGGAAAUGUGCUUUUUAAGACCGAAAUCUUUGUACAAACAUGAAGUGUGAUUAUAGGCUGUGCAAAUUUUGAGGAGAAUAACUGAGAACAUUUGUGACGUUCUCUCAGAUCAGAUUUUUCCUCAGUUAUCCAUUUCCCCCAUGCCAUGCUCACUUGUCAAUCCUUUGUAGUUUUUUUUUUUUUUCCACUUGAGUAGUUCAAACCCAUCACUCGAAAAUAAUCUCUCAAGGAAUCAGAACGUUUGUAUAGAGUGUUUACAGCAUUGAUUGCACUUUAAAAACCCGUAGAAAUUCAAAUGACUCUCUUGCUGACAAGAUGGCCGUCACUUUUUGAUCGGCAGUAUCACCAAAGCUAAAUGGUAAUCUCUAGAACGUCACACUCUCCUGAUCCACCUUUGUUUUGACAACAGAUAACUAUUGUUGAUUGGUCUUUAGGUUAAGAAGUGAGGUCAUAUUAGGUUAAGCAAAAUGUUUUGAUCAGGGUUGAUUCAUUCCUGGAUAAACCUGUUUGUGAUCUUCAUGGUUUGUGCCUUGUUCGGAAGUUGCAUUUGAUAUGUCAAAAAUGUAAAAGCGUAUAUAUAGAGAGUAUUAAUUUAGGGCCUGCCAUAACUUUAUUCAUUUGUUUUGCAUUUCGCUUCAGUGAGUUACAAAGGACGCUUUUACGAUCUUUGUUUAAAAUCAAACAUGCAUUCACAUUCUUCUCUCAGUGUCAUUUUUUUUCUGUUGCAUUACAGUGUGGAUUGUGUUAUGGUUAAGACCGUGUAUGCUGGUGGGAUCUGAGAAAUGAUCUUUAUCAUGAUGGAAAUCAGUUGAACAAUUUUAGCAAAACAUUGAUGGUAUUGUCAGUACAUUGAGACUCGAUUAUGAGCAGACUGUGCUGGUCAGAUUCAACCGAAUGUCCUUGUAAUGCAGUUUUCAGUUUCCUUAUCUUUCUUUUUUUAUCGUUCAUGUUGUACCAUACUGUUUUCAUGUUAAUUAGAAGUUUCUUACAUGCUAACAUUGUUUUGUUUGAGCAAAUUAAAUAAAAAUUGCAAUACA
Ctenopharyngodon idella (grass carp) is the source of this 5249-nucleotide messenger RNA. It is a transcript of the gene enah, whose product is annotated as ENAH actin regulator. The transcript has 14 exons. The coding region runs from base 271 to 2697 and encodes 808 amino acids. Gene Ontology annotation, molecular function: SH3 domain binding; profilin binding. Lineage: Eukaryota; Metazoa; Chordata; Actinopteri; Cypriniformes; Xenocyprididae. The record is from RefSeq and is a predicted model, not a curated record. Gene Ontology annotation, biological process: axon guidance; actin polymerization or depolymerization; actin polymerization-dependent cell motility.